AUGAGAUUGGUUAUUCUUUUCUUCAAACAGAUCGAAGCAGAACGUGACGAGCUCUACGAAAAGUUUGUCUCAUCGAUUCAUCAAGUGCAGGCGAAGACGGGACUAAAGAAUCUUCUUCUGGAGCGCCGUCUUAUUGCGAUGACCGAGUCGAUGGAGAAAAAGGAGGUCCAACUGUCCGAAGUGCUUUCUGCUAGCAACUUGGAUCCUGGGGCAAUGGCUAUUGUAACAAGGAAAGUUGAGGUAAUCACCGAGCUUCUCAUAAACGAGUCAGUUUAUUCAGAUCAAUCGGCCAACCAACUAUUUGAGGGAUUGGCUACCCAAUAG
This is a messenger RNA of Protopolystoma xenopodis, 324 nucleotides long. NCBI's taxonomy places the organism in Eukaryota, Metazoa, Platyhelminthes, Monogenea, Polystomatidea, Polystomatidae. The record is from the annotation of a GenBank genome assembly.